CCGGCGGUCCCUUCCUCGACGACGUGCUCUCCUGCACUUGCGCACCAUCAGUUGCCUUCAAUACUCAAGUCAAGCGUGGCCUCGUCCAAGAAGCCCUCUGAGAAAUCCACACCUCUCACCCAGGCCUCCUCACCACCUCUGCUCAAGGGCUUCUUCAGUACCUUGGUCCGGCUGUCCUGCGGCAGCCCAGGAGCUCCGAGCCGUGCAUCGGACCUUCCAGCCAUGAGCAGGACCUGCACAGCCCUCCUCUUGUUUAGGGCCUUAGCUGCCUCUCUCGGCUUCAACUUGGACACAGAGCGGGUGACACGAUUCCAUGUGGACAGCCCUGGGUUUGGACACAGCGUGGUCCAGUAUGCCAACUCCAGGGUGGUGGUUGGAGCCCCCAAAGAGAUCAAGGCUGUGAACCAGAUGGGUGGCCUCUACGAGUGUCACUACCACACGGGCGGGUGUGAGCCCGUCUCCCUGACGGUCCCCCCCGAGGCGGUGAACAUGUCCCUGGGCCUGUCCCUGGCAGCUGCCACCAACCCCUCCCAGCUGCUGGCAUGUGGCCCUACUGUGCACCAGGCAUGCAGACAGAACAUAUACUUGAUGGGGCUGUGCUUCCUGCUGGUCUCCCCUGCCCAGGGGUACAAAAAACUUCCGGAUGCCCUGCAGGAGUGCCCGAGACAGGAUCAGGACAUCGUGUUCCUGAUCGAUGGCUCCGGCAGCAUCUCGUCCUCUGAUUUCGCUAAGAUGAUAACCUUUGUGAGGUCCGUGAUGAGCCAGUUCCCAAGGCCCAGAACCCAGUUCUCUCUGAUGCAGUUCUCACACCAGUUCCGGACACACUUCACUUUCAAGGACUUCACCUCCAGAUCAGACCCUCUCAGGCUGUUGGACUCCGUGAGACAGUUAAGAGGGCUCACCUACACGGCCUCAGCCAUCAGAGAAGUCAUGAAGCAACUGUUCACCGCCCAAAGUGGGUCCCGCAGGGAUGCCACUAAGAUCUUGAUUGUCAUUACUGACGGGCAUAAAGAAGGCGAUAGACUGGAUUAUGAGGAUGUCAUCCCCGAGGCUGAGGCGGCAGGCAUUAUCCGCUAUGCAAUUGGGGUUGGAGCGGCUUUUCAAACUACAGCUAACCGGCAAGAAUUAAAUCAGAUUGCAUCGAGUUCCUCGUACAUAUUUAAAGUGGAGAACUUCGAUGCUUUGAGGGCAAUCCAAAACCAGCUGAAGGAGAAGAUCUUUGCCAUCGAGGGUACAGAGGUGGUAAGCAGUAGCUCUUUUGAGCUGGAGAUGUCCCAGGAGGGCUUCAGCGCCGUGUUCACCCCUGAUGGACCAGUUCUGGGGGCUGUGGGAAGCUUCGGCUGGUCUGGAGGUGCCUUUCUGUAUCCCCCUAAUGGGAGCCCCACCUUCAUCAAUGUGUCUCAGGAGCGCGUGGACAUGAGGGACUCUUACCUGGAGGGCUCGGUGGCGGUGUGACGCUGUCCUGCAAGGCGAGCCGGGCCAUCCCUGGGGCCGCUUUGGGGCGGCGAUGACAGCGCUGGGGGAUGUGAACGGGGACCAGCUGGCGGACGUGGCCAUCGGGGCCCCUGGGGAGCAGGAGAACCGGGGCGCUGUGUACGUGUUUCACGGAGUCUCAAGAGGGGGCGUCAGCCGGUGGCACAGCCAGAGGGUCGCAGGCUCCCAGCUCACCCCCGCGCUCCAGCACUUCGGGCAGUCCCUGAGCGGGGGCCAGGACCUCACCCAGGAUGGACUGGUGGAUCUGGCCGUGGGGUCCCAGGGACACGUGCUGCUGCUCAGGACGAGACCUAUCCUCAGGGUGGCAGUGACCAUGAACUUCACACUUGAAAAGAUCCCCCGCUCUAUAUUUGAGUGUCAGGAGCAGGCGGCCCCUGUCCAGGAGCUGGGUGAUGCCACUGUCUGCUUUGAUAUUUAUGAAAGUACCAAGAGUCAAGGACGUAACUUCCAGAGCUCUGUGACCUUUCAACUUACCCUUGACCCCGGCCGCCUGAGUCCCCGUGCCAUCUUCGAGACGACAAACACCCGGACUCUGAGUCAAAAGCGAGUCUUUGAGCUCGGCAAGCACUGUGAGACUGUGAAGCUGCUUCUGCCGGCCUGUGUGGAGGACUCGGUGACCCCCAUUACUUUGCGCCUCAACUUCUCUCUGGAGGGUGAGCCCACCCCUUCCCUCGGAAACCUCGAGCCCAUGCUGGCUGCGGAUGCUCAGACCUACCUCACGGCCUCUCUCCCCUUUGAGAAGAACUGCGGAGCUGACCACAUCUGCCAGGACGACCUUGCCAUCACCUUUGGCUUCUCGGGCUUGAAGACCCUGGUGGUGGGGAGCAACCUGGAGCUGAACACGGAGGUGACAGUGUCCAAUGAUGGCGAAGACUCCUAUGGCACCACAGUGACCUUCUUCUACCCAGAAGGGCUGUCCUAUCGCCGUGUGGCAGAACACAAGAACCAGCGGCAGCCACGCUCCCCAAGGCUGACGUGCGACAGCGCCCCCGCUAGGACCCGGGGUCCUGGGAGCACCCGCUGCAGCAUCAACCACCUCAUCCUCCGCGGGGGCACACAGAUGGCCUUUGUGGUCACCUUUGAUGUCCCCCCCAAGGCUGUGCUGGGAAACCGGCUGCUUGUGACAGCCCACGUGAACAGUGAGAAUAACAUCCCCAAGACCAACAAGACCAGCUUCCAGCUGGAGCUCCCGGUGAAGUACGCUGUCUACACCGUGAUCAGCAGCCAGGAGCAGUCAGUCAAGUACCUCAACUUCUCAGCCUCAGAGGAAGAGGGAAGCAGUGUGAUCGUGCACAGAUACCAGGUGAAUAACCUGGGUCAGAGGGACUUGCCUGUCACCCUCAACUUCUGGGUGCCUGUGGAACUGAAUGGAGCAGCGGUAUGGACGGAAGUGGAGGUCUCCGACCCACAGAACCCGUCCGUCCAGUGCUCCUCGGAGCGACUGACUGCCACAGACGCUGACUUCCAGACUCACAUGCGGAAGAAUCCCGAGCUGGACUGCUCCAUCGCUGACUGCCUGAGGUUCCGCUGUGACGUCCCCUCCUUUGGCAUCCAGGAGGAGCUUGACUUCAUCCUGAAGGGCAACCUCAGCUUCAGCUGGGUCAGCCAGACACUGCAGAAGAAGGUGCUGGUCGUCAGCGUGGCUGAAAUCACAUUCGACAGAUCCGUGUAUUCCCAGCUUCCAGGGCAGGAGGCAUUUCUGAGAGCCCAGAUGAAGACAGUGCUGGAGAAGUAUGAGGUCCACAACCCCAUCCCCCUCCUGGUGGGCAGCUCUGUGGGAGGCCUGCUGCUGCUGGCCCUCAUCACAGCCUCACUGUACAAGGCUGGCUUCUUCAAACGUCAGUACAAGGAAAUGAUGGAGAAUGCAAACGGACAGCUUGUUGCAGAUAAUGAGCCAUCAGACCCCCAAGUUGUCCAAUGAGAGACUGCCCCCUGUACACUUUGGACCUGCUCUGCCCCCAGAGAUUUCCUAGCUCUGUUACUCUUACCUGAGGUGGGCCCAAGGGGGAAAGAUACCUUCCACAUGAGGACAGCUAGGACCCGGCUGCUUUCACUUUUGGGUGCAUGCAUCGUGGCUACUGGAGUGUCUUGUUCAGGAAAGGCCAUUUGACUCAUGAAACCUCCAACCAAGAACCCUGAGAACUGGUUCUUUGCCAUGACACAGAAGACCUGAGUUGGAAUUAAAACCUAAAAAGAUAUGGGCUAAAGUUGCAAGUCCCAGUGUCCCUCCACUAGCCACCAAUGAUCUUUCUAAAAUAUAGAACUAAAGAAGCCACUCUGCCUUAUCUACUUUCAGUGGAUUCCCAUUGCUCCCAGGACAAUGUCUGAAUUCUCCAGGUUGAUGCGAGAAGUACAGUUUUGUCUCCUAAAGGUGGGCUUCAGAGCACAUGGCAUGAGAUGCACUAUACUUCCGUGGCAUUCUCGUUUCUAGUAAAACACAGCCAGCAGAAGUUUUUAGCUUCUUCUUGGGAGUCUCAGUCUAAGUUAGAAUAAAACAUCUGCACAUUGCACUGUGUGAAGAGAGCUUCCAGCACUGGUCAGCAUUUCUGCUGGGAAGAAGGUGCAGUCUCACAGGAGGGGAUCCAGCACUACCACAGCUCAACUAGGUGCAGGUCAAAAGAGGCCCAGGCCACUGCUGUUUUUGAAGCUCUAAAUGGAGUGUAUGAGAAUUCCCUGGAUAUGAUUAUAAAAAAGUGUAUCUCAAAUAUUUGUAUUAAUAAAUUAAAACAUGUACGAAAGGUGUAUGUAACUUUAAAGAAACUACGUCAAAUGUCUAAGGUUAAGGUCUUCUGUGGAUCUGAGUCAUGGACAAUGAGGGCCAUUGGGACUCCUCAUCAUGGGGGACCCUGAUCAGCCUGAGCCCUGGAGCCAGAAGAAGACUGUUAACCAGAGUGGGGAUUAUGAACAUCUCUCUGUGGGGGUAACCUGAGCUCUUAGUUCCGUCUUAUUCUUAGAGCUGUUGGAAAGUGGUGGGGCUGUGUGGGGAACUGAGGGGAGGGGGCAGGGACAGAGGAGGGACCACCCUGAGUGGCUGCUCUUCUGCCUGGAAAGGUCACCUGAGUGAACCAAGGCACAGGUGUUUCUUACCAACCCCAGGAUGUGUUGAAGGGUGCUCACAUGAUCAGACUUGUUGAGAACCUGGUCCUAGAAUGAUGUUGGUCAAAAUGUGUGCCACAAACUUCAGGUGAUCACCGAUAAUCUUCCAAGUCAUAACUUUUUGAACAAAAAUGCAAGAAACAAUUUUUAUCUUCAGACGUCUCAAACAUUGGAAACUGGCAAUUGCUAGAGCGUUGCUGCCUCCUUGGUGAUUGUGUUCUUAAAGCUUGCUCAUGGACUGGGAGGACAGCAAUGGGCUCUUGUUUCACACUCAGGCAAUAGAUGUUAUUUUCACAUAA
This is a messenger RNA of Chinchilla lanigera (long-tailed chinchilla), 4889 nucleotides long. RefSeq names its product integrin, alpha X (complement component 3 receptor 4 subunit) (gene Itgax). Gene Ontology annotation, molecular function: integrin binding. The record is from RefSeq and is a predicted model, not a curated record. Gene Ontology annotation, biological process: cell-matrix adhesion; cell adhesion mediated by integrin; integrin-mediated signaling pathway. Lineage: Eukaryota; Metazoa; Chordata; Mammalia; Rodentia; Chinchillidae. Gene Ontology annotation, cellular component: integrin complex; external side of plasma membrane.